Messenger RNA from Mobula hypostoma (lesser devil ray), 1136 nucleotides. RefSeq names its product ubiquitin carboxyl-terminal esterase L3 (ubiquitin thiolesterase) (gene uchl3). The coding region runs from base 4 to 639 and encodes 211 amino acids. Gene Ontology annotation, molecular function: cysteine-type deubiquitinase activity. The record is from RefSeq and is a predicted model, not a curated record. Gene Ontology annotation, biological process: ubiquitin-dependent protein catabolic process; protein deubiquitination. Lineage: Eukaryota; Metazoa; Chordata; Chondrichthyes; Myliobatiformes; Myliobatidae. The transcript is spliced from 7 exons. Gene Ontology annotation, cellular component: cytoplasm.
UUCAUGCAGCAGCUCGGAGUACUUCCCAGUUGGCAGUUCGGCGAUGUCUUUGGAAUGGACCCUGAACUUCUCAGCUUGGUACCAAGACCCGUCUGCUCGAUUCUUCUGCUCUUCCCCGUCACAGAAAAGUAUGAAACUUUCAAACAAGAGGAGGAAGCGAAGAUCAAAGCUGAAGGGCAGAAAGUCAAUCCCCGUGUGUACUUCAUGAAACAGACCAUCAGUAAUGCCUGCGGGACUAUUGGACUUAUACAUGCGCUGGCAAACAAUCAGGAUAAGUUGGAAUUUGAAAGCGGUUCAGUUAUGAAAAAAUUUUUGGAAGAUUCAGCCAGCUUAACUCCUGAAGAAAAAGCACAAUACCUAGAAAAAGACGAGAGCAUUCGUGUUACACAUGAGUACAGUGCACAGGAAGGGCAAACUGAGGCUCUGGGUAUAGAUGAGAAAGUCGACUUGCAUUUUAUAAGCUUUGUAAAUGUUGAUGGACAUCUGUAUGAACUGGAUGGACGCAAACCAUUCCCUAUAAAUCAUGGAGAUACGACAGUUGAUAGCUUGCUUGAGGAUGCAAUAGAAGUUUGUAAGAAGUUUAUGCAGCGUGACCCUGAUGAGUUACGAUUUACGGUGAUGGCUCUCUACAAGGUGUAAAGUGUUCCAAAGUGCAAGGAAAAGCAAGCCACAAAGCUAAACUUGGAUUGACUUCAAGAGAUGUUGCUCCACUCCAGACCCUUUGAAGCUGUGAUAUUCUGAUUUAACUUGUAGAGUUGAUUUGAUACUCUUUUGGAACAGGUCCAGUGUUUUCCCAGCAGCGUCUCCCCCAAGCCACUAAAAGAAAAUCCGGUAAUGAAGUGUAUAUCGGUGUGUACUUAUUGUCUUGCUGUAACAGCAGUCCUCUGUUGAAGUUAGUCCCAGCCUACAUAUCUAAAGAUGAACUGACAGGAAUAGAACUUCAGUUGGAGGAAAAGGCUGUGUGAUUCUUGUUGUAAUGUUUGCAACAGCUGUACUUAAAUCACUAACUAGAAAAUAAAUGGAUGCCAUGCAAUCACUGGAAUAUUGUGCGAGCACGAGUUUUAAAAAGAUCCUGACACUCCUUGCUUUCAAAAUCUUCAUGCUCCUUACUCAAUAAAUUAACUAUUAUUUGUGUG